Molecule: messenger RNA, 841 nt
Organism: Micropterus dolomieu (smallmouth bass)
Lineage: Eukaryota; Metazoa; Chordata; Actinopteri; Centrarchiformes; Centrarchidae
Gene: mrpl21
Product: mitochondrial ribosomal protein L21
Exons: 1
Coding region: 51-632 (193 amino acids)
Cellular component (GO): ribosome; mitochondrial large ribosomal subunit
Molecular function (GO): structural constituent of ribosome
Source: RefSeq, a predicted model, not a curated record
GAAAGAGUCGUCACGCAUGCGCGGUGUAAACUGAAGCAUUUCCUGUCAAGAUGGCGCUGAGCAGAGGAGCAGGGCUGUGGAGGACGUGCGGCAUGUUGUUACCCAGACACCCGCUCCUGUUCCCCGCAGCUGCCCGAACACAGAGCUCCGUGAGCCGGGACCUGGUGCCCCGGACCUUCCUGUCUAGGCCGCCGUGGCCGGAGCAGGCGAUACUGGUCCCGGAGGAGGAGCGGAGCCGACACGCAGCGGUGGUGAGCACCGUGAACCAGCUCAUCGACCAGCAGGACUACGGCCGGCUGUUCGCCAUCGUGCACUUUGCCAGCCACCAGUGGAAGGUCACCACCGAGGACCUGAUCCUGAUCGAGAACCACAUCGAUGCGGAGUGCGGGGAGCGGAUCCGGAUGGAGAAGGUGCUGCUGGUCGGGGCGGAGAACUUCACCUUGAUCGGCAGGCCUCUGCUGGGGAAGGACCUGGUCCGGGUCGAGGCCACCGUGAUCGAAAAGACCGAGUCCUGGCCCAAAGUCCACAUGAGGUUCUGGAAGAGACACCGGUUCCAGCGCAAGAGGAUCAUCAUCCAGCCACAGACGGUGCUGAGGAUCAACAGCAUCGAGCUGGCCCCCAGACUGACAUGAUGAUGAAGAUGAAGAGUGGACGAUGUCACACACAGACUGAGGGUUUAUUUGACCCCACUGAUUAUAAAGAAAUAUGUAAACACGUGCAGGUCGGGAGCCGGUUAAUGUUAAUGCAGCAGCAAACCCAACGUGACUCUCUGGACCGGGUUCCUGCAGAACUGUUGACAGGAUAGUACUGCUGUAAAUAAAGAUCCAUCUUUUGCAAAUGA